AUGGCACUCGGCAUAACGUCGUUGACGCCAUCCUCUCCUGCGGGCUCGACGAGCGAGUCUGCAGCAUGGGAGGCUAAGUUGUUCGGAGCUGGCAUCUACCUCGCUGAGAACUCCAGCAAGAGCGACGAGUACUGUCGGCCUGACUCCCGCGGCAUCUGCUCCAUCAAGUUCCUCAUCCGAGCUGUGCUGGGAAUGCCCUACGAGGCCGAGCAGCCGAUGCCCAACACGAGGCUUCCUCUUGCCAGCGCUGACUCCGGUCCUCACGACUCCGUCAUCGGAGUCACCAGCAACACUCACCCGUCCGCCUGGCUGCACAAUUACAGAGAGUUUAUCCUCUACGAUGCUGCAGGGCAGCGACAGAGAGCCAGCACAAGAUGGUGA
Molecule: messenger RNA, 381 nt
Organism: Guillardia theta CCMP2712
Lineage: Eukaryota; Cryptophyceae; Pyrenomonadales; Geminigeraceae
Exons: 1
Coding region: 1-381 (126 amino acids)
Molecular function (GO): NAD+ poly-ADP-ribosyltransferase activity
Source: RefSeq, a predicted model, not a curated record